Heterostelium album PN500 is the source of this 513-nucleotide messenger RNA. Its product is annotated as GNAT family N-acetyltransferase. Gene Ontology annotation, molecular function: acyltransferase activity, transferring groups other than amino-acyl groups. The transcript has 3 exons. NCBI's taxonomy places the organism in Eukaryota, Evosea, Eumycetozoa, Acytosteliales, Acytosteliaceae. The record is from RefSeq and is a predicted model, not a curated record. Bases 1 to 513 code for a protein of 170 amino acids.
AUGAUAUCAACAACAUCAUUUGAACAAGAGAAAGUGGUAGAAUCCACAAUCGAUCAACUGAGUACCACAAGUAGUAGUAAUGAGGAAAUAGUAAUCGAAAGAAUAAAUGAGGAUCAAGCAUGGAAUAUAAGACACAUUGUAAUGUAUCCAGAAAUGCCAUUCGAUUUCAUAAAGAUGGAUACCGAUCCAGAUUCGAUACACUUUGGUCUACACCUUAAAUCCGGUGAUAAUAAGAUAUUGAUUUCCGUCAUUUCUUUAGUUUUAACAAAUUUAAAAGAUGGUGAUGUUCAAUUUAGAAAAUUUGCAACACUAGAGCAAUACCAAAGAAAAGGUUAUGGCUCUAAAUUGAUGUUUUUUACAGUGGAACAAGCGAAGCAGAUGGGUUGUAAAAGACUAUGGUGUAAUGCUAGGUCUGCCAAAUCACCUUUUUACAACAACUUUGGAUUCAAAACUACUGGUUCUUCAUGGAACAAAAAUGGAUAUGAUUAUAUCAUAAUGGAGUCAUUUCUUUAA